CGGGAGGUUUAUGACAGUGUACUACUGGAACUAGGCUUGUGUGUUAACCAUAGUUCAUGAAGCAAGAUACCCCAUUCCCUCCUCAGUUUAACACUCAGAAGUUAUCCAAAAUGUAUAUGCAGGUCUAAGCAUAUUGGGGCUCUGAGGCAUAUUCUCCCACCAUCCUGCAAGUGAAUUCCUGUUUGCAAUAAUCUCCAACUUGAGACCCUGAAUCACUUCAGUCCCAGCAAUGCCUGCCCUUGUCCAGGAAGGGCAGCAAGCAGUGAAACUCUGAAGCAUACUGUAUCCGGGCAGUGAUUUUCUGAAGAGUCAAAUAGCUACAUUGUUUACAUUCCACCAUCACUAUGUCAGGAAGCUAUACUCCUGCUGCUGGUGGACCCUUCUCUGCUCUCACUCCAAGCAUAUGGCCUCAGGAGAUCCUGGCAAAAUACACUCAGAAAGAAGAGUCUGUUGAGCAGCCAGAGUUCCAGUAUGACGAAUUUGGUUUCCGAAUAGACAAAGAAGGCAAGGUUGAGCCAAACUCCAGCAAGCUCUUGGGGAUCCCUCUGAUUGAAGAGCCACAGCAGAGGUUGAAAUGGCAGGCUCACUUGGAGUUCACACACAACCAUGAUGUAGGGGACCUUACCUGGGACAAAAUUGAAGUCAUACUUCCACGUUCGGAUAAGCUGCGAUUGCUGGUGUUAGCUGGUAUUCCUCACAGCAUGAGGCCACAGCUAUGGAUGCGACUAUCAGGUGCUCUUCAGAAGAAGAGAAGUUCAGAAAUGUCUUACCGAGAAAUUGUGAAAAACUGCUCAAAUGAUGAAACCAUUGCUGCCAAACAAAUUGAGAAAGAUCUGCUCCGCACCAUGCCCAGCAAUGCCUGCUUCUCCAACAUGAAUAGCAUUGGAGUACCACGGCUACGCAGAAUACUACGUGGGUUGGCUUGGCUGUAUCCAGAUAUUGGCUAUUGUCAAGGCACUGGCAUGGUAGUAGCUUCCUUGCUUCUUUUCUUGGAAGAGGAAGAUGCCUUUUGGAUGAUGUGUUCGAUCAUUGAAGACCUGGUGCCAGCCUCCUACUUCAGCACGACUCUGAUGGGUGUUCAGACCGACCAGCGUGUCCUGCGCCAUCUCAUCGUGCAGUACCUGCCACGACUGGACAAACUUCUUCAGGAGCAUGACAUUGAGCUCUCCCUGAUCACUCUACACUGGUUCCUCACAUCAUUUGCUAGUGUUGUGCAUAUCAAGCUGUUGCUACGCAUCUGGGAUCUUUUUUUCUACCAGGGCUCCAUUGUUCUCUUCCAGGUCACACUGGGCAUGCUCAGCAUGAAGGAAGAUGAGCUGAUCCAGUCAGAGAACUCUGCAUCCAUCUUCAACACACUCUCAGACAUCCCCUCUCAGAUUGAAGAUCCGGAUGUGCUCCUGCAGGAAGCCAUGCGUGUUGCUGCCUCACUGACAGAUGUGGCGGUGGAAACUCAGCGUUGCAAGCACCUUGCCUACCUCAUUGCUGACCAAGGGCAGCUGCUCAAUCCUGGUGCUGCUGUCAACUUAUCAAAGAUUGUGCGACGCAGGACACAACGCAGAAAGUCUGGCAUCAGCUCACUGCUUUUUGGAGAAGAUGAUAUGGAGGCACUGAAAGCCAAGAACAUUAAGCAAACUGAGCUGGUCGCAGACCUGCGUGAGGCCAUCCUGCAAGUGGCACAGCACUUCCAGUGUGUGGAUCCCAAGAGCUGCAGCAUAGAUUUGACUCCAGAUUACACCAUGGAAAGCCACCAGCGGGACCAUGAAAGCUACGUGGCCUGUUCCCGGAAUCAGCGGCGACGUGCCAAGGCGUUGCUGGAUUUUGAGCGUCAUGAUGAUGAUGAACUGGGCUUCCGCAAGAAUGAUAUCAUCACGAUCAUCUCCCAGAAGGAUGAGCACUGUUGGGUUGGUGAGCUGAAUGGCCUCAGAGGUUGGUUUCCUGCUAAGUUUGUGGAGGUCCUGGAUGAACGGAGCAAAGAGUAUUCCAUUGCUGGAGAUGACUCUGUCACUGAAGGUAUCACGGACUUGGUACGAGGGACGCUCUGUCCAGCCCUCAAGGCCAUAUUUGAACAUGGGCUGAAGAGGCCUUCUCUGCUGGGUGGACCCUGCCACCCCUGGCUCUUCAUUGAAGAGGCUGCUGGGCGUGAAGUGGAGCGAGACUUUGACUCCGUGUACUCUCGUCUUGUACUCUGCAAGACUUACAGGUUGGAUGAAGAUGGAAAAGUGCUAACGCCGGAAGAGCUGCUUUAUCGAGCGGUGCAAUCCGUGAACAUGUCACAUGAUGCAGCACACGCUCAGAUGGAUGUGAAACUUCGUUCUCUCAUCUGUAUUGGACUGAAUGAGCAGGUGCUGCAUCUGUGGCUUGAGGUGUUGUGCUCCAGCCUGCAGACAGUGGAGAAAUGGUUCCACCCCUGGUCGUUCUUGCGCAGUCCUGGCUGGGUGCAGAUCAAGUGUGAGCUCAGAGUUCUCAGCAAAUUUGCCUUCAGCCUCUCUCAGGAUUGGGAACUUCCCAUAAAAAGAGAGGAGAAGGAGAAGAAACCACUGAAGGAAGGAGUUCAAGACAUGCUUGUGAAGCAUCACCUCUUUAGCUGGGACAUAGACGGCUGACUGCUUGCUAGGCUUGGACUACUUAGAUGGCAUCAAACACUCCCCUCCCAGCCAACUUGUUGUCCCUUCAUGCAUUGUACACCCUGGCCAACCUGUACCCUCUCCAGUAGUCUUUUGUUCAUUGAGGGAUUUCUAUUAUAAUCUGGUAACAGCUUGCCCUAGCAAAUGGGCAAGAGCACAUUUAAGAGAACAGGGGUGGUACUCCAAUGUUCAAGCCCUGGCUGUCCAGCUUUCCUUCUUCAUGGUGUCACUAACUUGAUUGUGCAGAGCAUGUAUGCGCAUAACUCUAACUCAUGAGUACCACAUGGGACCAGUAAUCACUUAAAGCUGAGACAUGAAGGUCCAAGCAAAAGGUAAGGAAAGUCAGUGAUAAUUUGGUUACAAAGUUUUAUAACCAGACAAGAGAAGCAUAACAAGAGGCAGAGGGAUCCCCUAAAUAUAGCCAGUCUAGCUGUUACAUUCUGUUCAAGAGAGGAGUUUGAUGGCUGGCAAGCUCCUCUGAAACUUACUUCACCUGUAAUGGUAAACUUAUUGUCCUACAUAGAGCUAAUAUGUGAAGCAAGUAACAGAGAAAGAGAAUGUGAUUCUUGACUUGUCUUUCCAGGUGCUACAGUGCAUGAAUGGCUUUGGUACUGCCACAAAGUGCCUAAAAUGAUGGGCUGGUAACUGCCUUGGUUGUUGUGAAGGAUGGUGGCAGCAGUAGCCUGUCCUUUAAUUCUGGUUGCUAGCUGAACAGAAUCAAUUUUAGCCCAGAGCAGAUUUUUUUUUAAAUUGGUAACCAAAAGAUGUAAAUUAUAUCCAGAAAUUGCUGUAUAUUUUGACAUAUCUUAGAGCAGGAAAUGGAUUCAGGACUGAGCUGGCUCAGGGAGACAACUACAGCCUCUGUUCUAUCUGAGGAAGAUAGCAGAGACUGCAGGAUAGGAGCACACAACUUGCUGCAUGGUGGCAGCACAAUUGAGUGCAGGUAAUAAUGAAAGCACUGGUUUGGGGAGCACAAUCAAAUCAUUUAACAAAAUGAGAUUCUGUGUCAUUUUGGUUUAUAAAUAAACUGCACAUUUUGUGACUGUGUCUAAGACAGAUGGGGAAGUGGGACUGAUCUUUCAUAUGCCUUUAGCCUUAUUUCUGUUUAUCUGAGCUAUGGCAGUAUUAAUGCUUGGGAAGGAAUAAGAAUAAACACUGCUGUGCUAGUAACCCUAGGAAUUUCAUAUUAAGUAAAAGGUUGAUCAGCCUUGUA
Molecule: messenger RNA, 3837 nt
Organism: Elgaria multicarinata webbii
Lineage: Eukaryota; Metazoa; Chordata; Lepidosauria; Squamata; Anguidae
Gene: SGSM3
Product: small G protein signaling modulator 3
Exons: 23
Coding region: 345-2603 (752 amino acids)
Molecular function (GO): protein binding
Source: RefSeq, a predicted model, not a curated record